AUGCUAUCCUUCAAGACCUCUACUGCUCUUGUUGCUACCGUUCUUGUUAGCUUAACAACUGGUCAAUAUUCUAUUGAUCCUACAGAAGUUUCAUUGCCGACUCGUGAAUCAUGGUGCCAAUCACAAGUUCAAAAUUGUCCAGCACUUUGCAUGCAAAACAGUACUGGUAGUACCACCACCGAAACCAACACUUGCGAUGCUGCAACCCUCAAUUAUGCAUGCGUUUGCGGUAGUGGUAUCUCACCAAAUGCUUCCGAAUACUCCCUUACCCUCCCCUACUUCAUCUGUACCCAAUUCACUAGGGAUUGCACAGUUGCUUGUGUUGGAAACAACACCUGCCAAGCAGCAUGCGUAGAUGACCAUCCAUGCGGAGCUCAAAAUCCUACUCGUAUCAAUACCACCACAAGUGCAACUCAAAGUGCGACGGAUACCGCAGGAGCUUCGAGCACCAACGCUGUUGCAUAUACUGGUUUAGGUGGAUCGACAUCAACAUCUAUUCCUAAGAGUGGUGCUCAAAUGACCAUUGAUUUUGGAAGAUCAUACGGUCUCGCCGUUGUUUUUGCAGGUGUUUUUGCGGGUUUUACAUUGGUCAUAAGCCAAAUGCAUAAAUCUGAUGCAACGCAAUGCAAUACAGUUUUACUCAACUCAAUUCAAAACAAACGCGAUGCAAUCAAUCCCGAUUCAGGAUCAAUCACAUCUACCAACUGUAACCUUUGGCCGAAAAUUCACCCACCACUUUACAUACUUUUGCAUAAGAAAAUUCGCAAGGGAGGAGCGGAUUCCACCCACCACGUUGACAAAAUUCGCGAGAAGUUUGAGAAUUUGCUGGCUGUGAAUACGGCUUCAGCAAGAGAAUUUUCGGAGGAGUUACCGUUGCCGGUUACGACGCCUAAUUCGACGAGGGAUAGAGGGAUGAUGAUGGGGCCUACUAGUAAAAAAGAAGCAGCGCAUGAAUGCGUAUCGGAAGAAGCGCUUGUGCACCUGAAAUCGUACAAAUAUUCGAGUGUGGAUAAGAGCUUGAUUUCGAAUUACAUUUUGAAGCAUUAUUGGAAUGGCUUUGUCGAAUUAUUGCCAUUAUGGUUGGCGCCAAAUAUGGUUACGUUAUUGGGAUUCUUUUUCAUUCUGAGUAAUGUGAUUUGUUUGGAGAUUUGGAUGCCGGAUUUGGUGGGACCUGGACCAUCAUGGUUAUAUUACAGUUUUGCCUUCGGAUUAUGGAUGUAUUCAACAAUGGAUAAUGUUGAUGGAAAACAAGCUCGAAGAACUGGAACCUCCAGCGGUCUCGGUGAACUCUUCGACCACGGAAUCGAUUCUCUGAAUUGUACACUCGCAUCUCUUUGCGAAACGGCUGCUAUGGGAUUAGGUACAUCUCGAGCUGGAAUCUUCACUGCUUUGAUUCCUUGUUUACCCAUGUUCUUUUCUACCUGGGAAACAUAUCAUACGCAUACAUUAUACUUGGGGGUUUUCAAUGGACCAACUGAGGGGUUAAUCAUGGCUUGUACGAUUAUGAUCCUCAGUGGAUAUUAUGGACCGGAAAUUUGGACACAUCGAAUUACGGAUCUGAUUGGCCAUCAUUACUUCCUAGGAUAUCAUGAAUAUUUCGGUUCUUAUUCCGUUAGAGAUCUCUGGGUUCCGAUUCUCGUCGGCUCGUUAUUCUGUAUCCAUGUUCCGUUCUGUGUCAUCAAUGUCAUCAAAGCAAGGAGAAGAGAUAACUUACCCGUCUUGCCGGUUUUCCUCGAAUGGACUCCUAUGGUUGUUUUCACAUUGAGUAUUGGUGCUUGGCUUUACUCUCCCCACUCAACACUCAUGACCGAAAAUCGUUUGGUACUUUUUUGCCUCACGAUGAGUUUUGUCUUUGGAAGAAUGACGACGAAAAUUAUCCUGGCCCAUCUCACGAGACAACCAUUCCCGUACUGGACAGUAAUGCUCACACCACUUGUCGGCGGUGCUAUCCUGGGUAAUCUUCCACGAUUCGGCUUACCGGCUGUUAGUGUGGCAGUCGAAUUGUGGUACCUGAGAGCUUACUUUGUCUUUGCAUUUGUGGUCUAUUUUAGAUGGGCUUGGUUAGUGGUUACUAGUAUUUGUGAAUAUUUGGGCAUCAAUUGUCUGACGAUUCCGGAACAAAAGUUGGAGGAGAUUUAUAGAAAUAAUGAGAUGAUGAAGAAGUCGAAGAAAGGGGAGGAGGUUAAUGGGAGGAGGACACCAAGUGGGAGUGGAAGUGGAAAUGGAGUGAAGAGUUCAAAUGGGGUGCCGAAUGGGAAGAGGGCUGAUUAG
Sclerotinia borealis F-4128 is the source of this 2271-nucleotide messenger RNA. The record is from the annotation of a GenBank genome assembly. Lineage: Eukaryota; Fungi; Ascomycota; Leotiomycetes; Helotiales; Sclerotiniaceae.